CGCCACGCGUGAGGACAAAGAUUGACCAUGAGCGCCGAAGGGUCUGGUCCGGAAGGCGGGUCACUCCUACUCAACCAACCUGUUGUCAUCGAUAAUGGCACAGCUAGCAUCAAAGCUGGGUUUGCGGGAUCGUCCAAACCAAAGGUUGUAGUUGGUACCAAAGUUGGACGGCCUAAGCAUAUGCGAAUCAUGCCGGGAGGUGCUCUCGAGCUUGAUCAAGGCAGUAGCAUUUUUGUUGGGCCGAAACUGGACGAACACCGUGGCGCCUUUGUUCUGGAACACCCUAUGGACAAAGGUAUGGUGACGGACGGAGGAUGGGACGCAAUGGAACACCUUUGGGAGCACGUGUAUUCGAAACAGUGCCUGAACGCAAAGCAAGAGGAACAUCCUGUUCUCUUGACGGAAGCGCCGCUUAACCAACGCAAAAAUCGUGACCAAAUUGCGGAAAUCUUUUUCGAAUCCAUUCGGGCACCCGCACUGUUUUUUACACCGCCCUCAGUUCUCAGCUUGUACGCUUCUGGUCGCACUACUGGUGUUGUCUUGGACGUUGGUGAAGGUGUCACUCACGCUGUACCAGUCUAUGAAGGAUUUGCUUUGCAGCAUUCGGUAGUGAGGAGCGAUGUUGCGGGUCGGGACGUCACCAAACAACUGCAGAUGCAACUGAGACGAGCUGGCCUGUCGUUCACCACUACGGCAGAGUCGGAACUGGUCAAGAAAAUUAAGGAAGAGUCGUGCUAUUUGACGCCAUCUCGGCUGGCAAAUGAAAAUACCAUCAAAGAAUCCAAUACGCCGUACCAACUACCCGAUGGACAAACUGUGAACCUGUCCACGGAACGGUACCAGGCGCCCAACGUUCUUUUUGACCCGUCCCUAAUUGGAUCCGAGGAACCUGGAGCCGCCGAAGUUUUGGUCAACUCGAUUAUGAAAAGUGACAUUGACUUGCGAUCAAAGUUGUUCUCGCAAAUCGUGUUGGCCGGCGGUUCUUCGCUCACACCAGGCUUUGGCGACAGAAUGUUGUACGAAGUUCGUUCUCGAGCUCCCUCACAUUUACGCAUACGUAUCUCGGCACCGCCAGAAAGAUUGCACUCAGCCUACGUAGGAGGAUCAAUCUUGGCAAGUCUGUCGACGUUCAAGAGCAUGUGGGUUUCCCGGUCCGAGUAUGAGGAACACGGAAGCAACAUUCUACACCGCCGAGAGUUGUAG
Molecule: messenger RNA, 1203 nt
Organism: Phaeodactylum tricornutum CCAP 1055/1
Lineage: Eukaryota; Bacillariophyta; Bacillariophyceae; Surirellales; Neidiaceae
Gene: ARP1
Product: actin related protein
Exons: 3
Coding region: 28-1203 (391 amino acids)
Source: RefSeq, a predicted model, not a curated record